AAAGCAAUAAAAAAGGAAACCGAUAUUUGCUCCUAAAAAAACGAAACUGACGUUAUAGCUCCAAAUCCAAAUCAGAUCGGAGGCCGGUGCGCCUCCAUAUACGAGAUCAAUCAACCAUCAAUCAAAGCAAGCAAAAAGAGUCGCCACGAACGAUCUGUGAGUACGUGCUCUGUGCGCGGCCUUGAUGGAUCCAACGACGACGAUGGCCCGGCCGAGCAAGAAGUCGCGGCAGUCCGGCUCUGGCCUGGCGGAGCUCGCCGCCCACCUCACCAAGCGCCUCGCCGACGCUAACCCCAGCUCCAACCUCGUCUUCUCUCCGCUGUCCAUCUACGCCGCCGUCGCGCUCCUGGCUCCGGGCGCCCGGGGGGCCACCCUGGACGAGGUCCUCCGCCUCCUCGGCGCGCGCUCCCGCGAAGAGCUCGAGGAAUCCAUCUCCCGCGUGGCGAACGACGCGCUCCAGGACCUGUCCGGAUCCGGCGGCCCGAGCGUCGCGUUCGCAUGCGGCAUGUGGAACGACGAAAGGCGGCCCCUGAAGCCGGCUUACCGCGAGGCCGUCGUCGGCACGUACAGAGCGGAGGCGCGCAGCCUGGAUUUCCGGGAGAACUCGGCGGAAGCGGCGCGUCACAUCAACGCCUGGGUCGCGGAGGUCACGAGAAACCUCAUCGACGACGUCGUCUCACCGAGCGACGUUGGCAUGGCGACCGACGUCGUGCUCGCCAACGCCAUAUACUUCAAAGGCAAGUGGAACCUGCCGUUCCGCGAGACGGCCACCAGGGACAGGCCGUUCCACCGGCUCGAGGGAACCGCCGUCGACGCGCCCUUCAUGUACAACCCCGCCCGCCAAUUUAUUGCCGUGCAUGACGGGUUCAAGGUGCUCAAGCUGCAGUACAAGAUGCGGCAGCGAGGAUAUCAACCCACACAGUACUCUAUGUGCAUCUUCCUGCCAGACGCCUACGACGGCCUGCGGAGCCUCGUCGACGAGAUAACCUCCCGUCCGGGCUUCGUGCACGAUCACCUGCCGGUGAUGCCCGUCAAGGUCGGCGACUUCGGGGUUCCCAAGUUCAAACUCAAUUUCUCGAGCAGAAUGGCCGAAAUCCUCAAACAGCUGGGCCUCGUUCUGCCGUUCGGCCAGGGUUCUGAUCUGUUGGACAUGGUGGAGGACGACGGCACCGGCUCCCCUUUGCUCGGUCAAGAGGUCAUCCAUAAGGCUGUCAUCGAGGUCAACGAGGAAGGGACGGAAGCAGCCGCUCUCACCAUGCCGUUCCUGCCUCCUGGAUGUUCUCGUGUGAUGAUGUCGGAGCCCAUGGUGGAUUUCGUCGCCGACCAUCCCUUCGCGUAUUUCAUAGUCGAGGAGGCCUCCGGCGCGAUCCUCUUUGCAGGGCAUGUCGUCUACCCAACCAAUGGCAGCAGCACGGAUGAUAUUGGGCAACCGAAAGAGGGGGAUGCAUUUGACGAGCAGAGGUUACCUGCUAGAGGGUAUGAGUUGCCGGUGACCAAAAUCCCGUCGGUGCAGUUCGAUGUAGCAGGGCCAACGGGGAAUCCUGGCUCCAGUGGCCUGGCAGCGCUCGCCGUCGGGCUCUCGAGGCGCCUUGCCGAUGGGAGCGCGGACGACAACCUAGUCUUCUCGCCGCUGUCCAUCUACACCGCUCUGGCGCUCCUGGCCGCGGGCGCCCGGGAUGCCACACUGGACGAGAUCCUCGGCGUGCUCGGCGCACGGUCGCGCAGCGAGCUCGAGAACUUCGUGUCACACAUGGCGGCGGACGCACUCCAAGACAGGUCCGCCUCGGGCGGCCCCCGCGUCGCGUUCGCGUGCGGCGUGUGGAGCGACCUGACGCGGCGGCUGAAACCGGCCUUCCGUGAGGCCGUCGUGGGCACGUACAAGGCCGAGGCCAGCAGCGUCGACUUCUGCAGCGCGCCGGAGGCAGCACGGAGGCAGAUCAACGCGUGGGCGGCUCAGGUGACGAGGAACCUCAUCGACUCGGUCCUCCCGCCGGGGUCGAUAAGCCCGGAGACUCGCGUCGUGCUCGGCAACGCCAUGUACUUCAAGGGAAAGUGGGAGGACCAGCCGUUCGACAAGAGGCACACCGCUCACAAGCCAUUCCACCGGCUCGACCGUAGCCAGGUCGACGUGCCCUUCAUGCAGAGCUGGGAGUCACAGUUCGUCGCCGUGCAUGACGGGUUCAAGGUACUCAAACUCCGGUACAAGAUGGCGGCGCCAGAUGACCAGGAACAGGCGCAUCCUCCAUUCGACAGCCCCGUGUCUCCGUACGCCUAUCCUAGGCCAUAUCCCUAUGCUGUCAGCCAUGAUCAGUGGGAAGGCAACACUCAACCAUCCGAUCAUAGCGGGUAUACGCAGUUCUCGAUGUGCAUCUUCCUCCCAGACUCCCACGACGGCCUGUUGGGGCUUCUGGACACGAUAGUGUCCCGGCCUGGGUUCCUGCAGGACCACCUGCCGGAGGAGCAGAUCACCCUCGGCGAGUUCCGGGUGCCAAAGUUCAAGCUGUCCUUCAACAGCAGCCUCGUCGCUGUUCUCAAGAAGCUGGGGCUCAAGCUGCCAUUCUGCCUGGAAGGCGACCUGUCAGACAUGGUGGAGGACGGCGGCUCUGGCUUGCCGAUUGUAGUCGGGGAUGUCAUCCACAAGGCCGUCGUCGAGGUAAACGAGGAAGGUACUGAAGCUGCCGCAGUCACUAUGGUCAUCUUGUCUCCUGGAUGUGCACCAAUGGGGUCGUGGUCGCCGCCUCCACAAGUGGAUUUCAUCGCUGACCAUCCGUUUGCUUACUACAUAGUGGAGGAGGCAACCGGCGCAGUUGUCUUUGCGGGCCAUGUUCUCGACCCUUCCAAGGAGUAAUAAAUAGCUAGCUGUUGAGUUCAACGAACAAAUUCUGUUUUCCUAAUUUUAAUUUCAGAACUGCUUUGUAUACGAGCGCUACUUGUACUAUGAUGAAUUUAUACGGAUGACUAUUUUUCACCUCAUAAGAAUGUGCUUUGUGCUUUCUUCAAGUGUAAUUGUUCGAGCGAGUUUUAUUGGUUUGUUAAUCUGUUUA
Messenger RNA from Triticum aestivum (bread wheat), 3044 nucleotides. RefSeq lists its product as uncharacterized. The transcript has a single exon. The coding region runs from base 185 to 2848 and encodes 887 amino acids. The record is from RefSeq and is a predicted model, not a curated record. Lineage: Eukaryota; Viridiplantae; Streptophyta; Magnoliopsida; Poales; Poaceae. Gene Ontology annotation, molecular function: serine-type endopeptidase inhibitor activity.